Molecule: messenger RNA, 1395 nt
Organism: Penicillium macrosclerotiorum
Lineage: Eukaryota; Fungi; Ascomycota; Eurotiomycetes; Eurotiales; Aspergillaceae
Product: citrate synthase
Exons: 5
Coding region: 1-1395 (464 amino acids)
Biological process (GO): tricarboxylic acid cycle
Molecular function (GO): acyltransferase activity, acyl groups converted into alkyl on transfer
Source: RefSeq, a predicted model, not a curated record
AUGCCUUCUGCAGAGAUAAUAAAGCCACCUGUGAGCAACGGCUCAGCGAAGGGAAAUGGCGUAAAAAGAGAGGAAGAAGACCAACCCGUUUUGCACGUUGUGGACAGUCGCACUGGGCAGUACUACUCUGUUCCUAUCGAGCGCAAUGCCGUCAAUGCCAGUGCUUUCAAGCAAAUCAAGGCUCCUGAAGAUCCGGAGCACCCAGAAGAUCAGACGAACCAGGGAAUCCGUGUCUUUGACCCGGGAUUUUCCAAUACUGCCGUUAGCGAAAGCAAGAUUACGUUCAUUGACGGCUUGAAAGGCACGAUUCAAUAUCGUGGAUAUGACAUUGCAGAUAUUGUCGGCAAGAAGAAAUUUAUUGAUACAGCUCAUCUUCUAAUCUGGGGGCAUUGGCCAACUCCAGGAGAGGCCCAGGGGCUACACGAAAAGCUAAUCAAUGUCCCUCUGAUUGAUGAAUCUGUUUUCAAAGUUAUCCGGGCAUUCCCGCCAAAUUCGUCUAUCAUCGGAAUGAUGAUUUCUGGAUUGUCUGCCGUGCAAUCAAGUAUAAUGGACUUUAUCCCUGCUCACGCAGCGAAAAAUCUGUACUUAGGAAAUAUGCCUUUGGUGGAUGACCAAAUUAUCCGGCUGAUGGCUACCCUGCCUAUGGUCACAGCGGCUGUUUACUGCCACCAUGUUGGUCGUCCUUUCACACCCCCGCAGCCGGGUCUCUCAUAUAUUGAGAACUUUCUGCUCAUGAUGGGCCAUGUCGAGGAAUCCACUGGCCUACCCAACCCCGAUUAUGUGGAUCGAAUUGAGCGACUUUGGGUGCUUAUUGCAGAUCAUGAAAUGACCUGCUCAACUACAGCUUUCUUGCAAACUGCAUCAUCACUGCCAGAUGUUUUUUCUUGCAUGAUAUCGGCGCUUUCAGCCCUUUAUGGGCCCCUGCACGGCGGUGCCAUUGAGGUAGCCUACAAGAACUUCGAGGAAAUUGGCUCCAUUGAAAAUAUUCCAGCAAAGAUCGAGCGUGUCAAAACAGGCAAGGAACGACUCUACGGAUACGGGCAUCGAAUUUACCGAGUGACUGACCCUCGCUUCACCUUUAUUCGCCAAAUUCUGGACGAGCUGUCGGAAGAAAUAUCUCACAACCCGGUGCUGAAGAUUGCGUUCGAAGUGGAUCGAGUGGCAUCACAAGACGAAUACUUCACUACGCGCAAAUUAAGACCCAAUGCCGAUCUCUUCGCGGCCCUUGUAUACCAGGCCCUGGGCUUUCCUAGUGAAUUCAUUCUUCCGCUCUCUCUUGUCGCUCGGACCCAGGGGUUCAUGGCACAUUGGCGAGAGGCUAUGGCGGGAACGGCGCGGAUCUGGCGCCCUAGCCAGAUUUACACCGGCCAUUUGAAUCGGACCAUGGACGGGUAA